This is a messenger RNA of Paramuricea clavata, 2983 nucleotides long. Lineage: Eukaryota; Metazoa; Cnidaria; Anthozoa; Malacalcyonacea; Plexauridae. The record is from the annotation of a GenBank genome assembly.
AUGAGAGUGUGGAAUGAGGUUCAAGACAACUUUUUGUUGCAACUACUUGAUACUGGCCUGAAUUCUAUUCCGAGUCGCAGUAAGAAGUUAACUGAGAUGAAUGAAAAGAAUUUUGAUAAGUGGCUUAAAAAUCAAGAUUUUACAAAGCAACCAACACCCAAAUAUGACAUAGCUAUUCCUGUUCUGAGUGUCAAAUCCGACUCAAACUGUCAAAAGUCAGAAACAUUGAUACUUCCUUUGUCGUUGGAGAAUAAUGCGACCACUGCAGGUACUGCUGCGAUAUUUGAGGAAUUUGGCAAAGAGUUUGGUAUCCCUUGCGAACACGCUAAAGACUACUUGCCUUUUGACAGCAAAAAUCAGACAUUCGAUCUCUCAGCUGCCCGGACACACCAUGAAUUUCUGGCUUCUUUAAAAAUACAUAAAACAGAAAUGGCCAGAACAGUUCAGCAAUUGAAUGAAGUUGAGAAGGCAUUCAAUUUACCUACCACAGAUUUGGAACCAGAAUCGACAGUUUCCAUUUCAACUACAAGCCAGCAGAAGGUAGAUGCCAAGUUCAAGAAUACUUUUGACAACAUUGUUAAGCGAAUGUGGGGAGCUCAACAAGACAAAGAUACAUCAAGAUUUGACAAGUUUAUUGAUUGGCUAUCGAGUCACAGAAAUUAUUGGGAGAAUGUGAAAGAUCACAACGGAAGGACCAUUCUACAUGCUGCAGUAGAAAAUGGAAACAUACCGUUGGUGAAAACCCUCAUAACAGUGGGAUUUGACAUAAACGCUAAAGAAUUAUGCGGUGCAACGCCUCUAACCAUUGCUGUUAUUAAGAAAGAUGAGCACAUGUCACAGUAUCUUUUGGAUAAUUGUGCUAUCUUCGACAGCCGUUAUUUUACUACUAUUCCAAGCCCAUAUGCUCUUGCAACGAAAUUGGAAAUGAAUGUUCAAAAAACAAUGGAGGAUUUUUCAAACAAGGAAUCUGCCAGCAACGAUGAAAUUUGGAGAACAUUUCAAAGUGAAGAGCAAGUAACAACCACAAAUGUAGGACGUGUAGACCAUGAAAACCAGGUUGUUGAAACGGAAAGCGACCGUUACAAUUACGAAAGAAAGAACAAAUCAUCCGUUACGCUAGUUGUUGGUGACCAGGGAACUAAUAAAAAUAUCCGCGGGGUUAAAGGGCGUUCCCAGUCAGCAUAUGGCUGGGCUGCAGAGGUUCCAGGUGACAUGCAUGCGAAGGGGUACAUGUAUGAAGUUUGUAAAAAAGUGAUGUCGCCUGGGGGGUUCAUGCAUAUUUUACAAAACGUUCUGAUGAGGAAAAAGAUAACGGCUGAGAGUUUUGGGAAGAAGAAAUUCCAGGAUCAAAACCUAAAUAGAAUUCAAGAGGCAGUGCGUGAUACUUCUAUGGCAUUUGGCAUAGCUGCAGUGUUGGAAUUUAAGGAAUCCAUUCUUUUCCCAAGCCAAGAUGAGCUGGAUGAUUGCAAACGGUCAAACGGAAAUCAUAGUGCAAUAUUGUUAUCCAAGAUGAAACAGUGGAUGAGUGAAAGUUGUGAAGACGUUUCUUUCAAAUACUAUUCCCAGAUGUUUUCAUUGUUUGGUCCAUUACAGCAAUUGUAUAUGAAUGCAGUAAGGUAUAACAUAACAUACUUUGUUGAGCUUCCCCAUAUGGGACUCAGUUUCACAGACUAUUGACGUAAAACAUAUAAUACUAACAACAGAACAUACACAUACAGCUGGACUACCUUAAUUGAAAUAGCUGUAUAUAUGACGCACCGCAGCUUGUUCCAACCGUAUAUGAAUUGUCAGAAAAGAUUCAUAUACGGAUGAAACAGAGUGGUUUCUUUCGAAGGAAAACAGAGAACUAUAUUUGUGACCCUCUUUGGGAAAACAUACGUUAACGGUUUGAGAAAAACGGAUAAAAAAGUUUAUGUACCGCGUUCGUCAUCCGUUUAAACGGUGAACGAUUACUAUUAAAACGUAUCAUCCAAACCGUUUACUACCUAUUUUUUUUGGUCAUUUAAACGGAAAAGCGUUAACGUAUGUUUUCUCAAAGAGACAUUCGCUGCACAUAUAUGGUGGUAUCUGUAUCCAUAUAUUGAUUGUUCUAUAAAGAAACUUUCUUUCGACACUUUUAGGUAUGGACAUGGUCUUGCAAGAGAAGCAGUCUGGAUGAUAUUGCAACCGCUUUUUGCUCAAUCAAACAAACGCAAUUACCACACAGAAGCAAUGGUCCAUAUUGUAAACUUCCUUGCCAUGUGGCCUCUUGCGACGAGGGAACUUCUGCGUAGAAAUUGUUCGAUUAGCUUAAAUGGUAAGGAGGGUCACAACCUUGCACUAGACGAGUGGGUUGAAAGUGGUAUUGUGCAACCUUUGAAGAAGUAUUCAACAGGUUAGUGUGUAUCUAUUUUUUAAUAGUGUAUCCUUCUGAUUCUGCUAAUUUAAAUUUUGUAUUUUCUGUCUAGAAUUUUUGUCAAAAACAACUUGAGGCAGAGGGUUUUGCAUCUGCCACACACGCCAACAACGAGUUUUCUUUUAGGACCUAUCCUUUUCCCCAUGCUAUUAGUUUUGGUUGGGUUAGUGUACCCCAUAAUUACAUGCAGUUUUCAUAUUUCUAGGGCAUACCACAGUGAAGAUGUUACAGCGUUUAAUGUCAAAUAUUGAUAUUCUUAUUCAAACAAGGAAAUCAUUUCAAGCUCGUGAAGCAUUCAAUGUGCAUCCAACCACAAAGCAUCAUGAGCAAGAUUCCUUCCCUGACCAGAUCAAGGCAGCGCAUUUUGUAUUGAGACAGAAGUUUCUGAAUCCUAUGCUGGACAGGAAAGCCGUCAAGAAAUUUGGCGGUCCAAUAAACGCAUGCAUAUCCACCAGCAACCUAGAUGCUUAUGAAAGUGGAAAGAAGAAAGUCGUUGAGAAUUUUGAUCGGAAAUUGUUUGCGUUGUAUGGUAUAAUGAAGGACUCAAAUGCAGGUGUAGUUGAAGAAUAUGAAAGCGAUUCAGACUGA